AUGACUCACCCAGAGGCAGACUGACAACUCAUGGGGCCCCUGGGCAAUAGGGGAUCAUGGGGCCCCUGUGUCUUUGCCCAAACUCAAAAAAGCCUAUGAAAAAGGUACCAGGGGCAUCUCAUGAGGCCCCCUACCGACCCCAGGCCCUUGGGCAGUGCCCGAGUUCCCAAAUGGUCAGUCCGCCCCUGGUGACAACACAGGAGCACUAUUAGGAUAGGGACAAUUAGGAGAUUGGCACCUUCUAAAAUAAAGUACCUGAGCAAGGACCUUCAUGGAAGUGUAGA
Staurois parvus is the source of this 284-nucleotide messenger RNA. The record is from the annotation of a GenBank genome assembly. Lineage: Eukaryota; Metazoa; Chordata; Amphibia; Anura; Ranidae.